Myxocyprinus asiaticus (Chinese sucker) is the source of this 2805-nucleotide messenger RNA. It is a transcript of the gene cpne4b, whose product is annotated as copine IVb. The record is from RefSeq and is a predicted model, not a curated record. Gene Ontology annotation, cellular component: plasma membrane. Gene Ontology annotation, molecular function: calcium-dependent phospholipid binding. Gene Ontology annotation, biological process: cellular response to calcium ion. Lineage: Eukaryota; Metazoa; Chordata; Actinopteri; Cypriniformes; Catostomidae. The coding region runs from base 209 to 1870 and encodes 553 amino acids. The transcript is spliced from 16 exons.
GGACUAUACAUCACCUUUACGCACAACCCGAUGUAGCCGUUUUUAACAUCAUCGUAGAGAAUCUGGAAAUGGAAUCGGUAUAUUUGGAUGAAAAUGAAUCCAGUGCGCAAACUGCACUGAUCACGAUCUGAACACUAAAGAACUUUUUCUGGCAUUGUUUAGGAUUUGUUCUUAUACUUAAAGACUGGUUUGAACACAGGAAAGCAAAAUGAGCAACAUCUAUGAGUCAGCAGCCACCACACUGGGCCUCUUCAACAGCCCAUGUCUAACAAAAGUGGAGCUCCGUGUGGCCUGCAAAGGAAUAUCUGACAGGGAUGCUCUGUCCAAGCCUGAUCCCUGCGUAGUCCUCAAGAUGCAGUCCCAUGGACAGUGGUUUGAGGUGGACCGGACAGAGGUGAUUCGCAGCAGCAUCAGUCCUGUCUUCUCCAAAGUCUUCACUGUGGACUACUAUUUUGAAGAAGUGCAGCGGCUCCGUUUUGAGCUGCAUGACAUCAGCAGCAACCAUAAUGGACUCAAAGAGGCUGACUUUCUGGGUGCCAUGGAGUGCACGCUCGGACAGAUUAUAUCACAGAGAAAACUCUCCAAAGCUUUACUAAAGCAAGGAAACACAGCCGGAAAAUCAUCUAUUACAGUCACAGCGGAAGAGCUGUCUGGGAAUGAUGACUAUGUGGAGUUAGCCUUCAGUGCCAAGAAACUGGAUGACAAGGACUUUUUUAGCAAGUCAGAUCCAUUUCUGGAAAUCUUCAGAGUGAAUGACGAUGGCACAGCAUCACUGGUGCACAGAACAGAGACCAUAAUGAACAACCUUAAUCCUGUCUGGAAAUCAUUUAAAGUUUCUUUAAACACACUCUGCAGUGGAGACCAAGAGCGAGAGCUAAGGUGUACAGUAUGGGACUGGGAUUCUAAUGGCAAACAUGACUUUAUUGGAGAAUUUCAAACCACCUUCAAAGAGAUGAAGUCAGCCAUGGAUGGGAAGCUGAUACAGUGGGAGUGCAUCAAUCCUAAGUACCAAGUGAAGAAGAAGAACUACAGAAAUUCUGGGAUGGUGAUUCUUACCUUGUGCAAGAUUAUUAAAAUGCACUCUUUUCUGGAUUACAUCAUGGGAGGUUGUCAAAUUCAGUUCACAGUGGCGAUUGAUUUCACUGCUUCAAAUGGUGACCCUCGAAACAGCUGCUCCCUCCACUACAUCCACCCUUACCAGCCCAACGAGUACCUCAAAGCCCUGAUUGCUGUUGGCGAGAUCUGCCAGGACUAUGACAGUGACAAAAUGUUUCCUGCCUUUGGCUUUGGAGCCCAAAUUCCACCAGACUUCAAAGUUUCACAUGAUUUUGCUGUGAAUUUUGAUGAGGACAACCCAGAAUGUGCUGGUAUUCAAGGUGUGGUGGAGGCUUAUCAGAACUGCCUGCCGAAAAUCCAGUUAUACGGCCCCACUAAUAUUGCCCCCAUCAUCCAGAAAGUUGCCAACUCUGCCUCUGAGGAGAUGCAUACCAAAGAGGCCAUGGAGUACUUUAUUCUGCUAAUCCUGACGGAUGGAGUGAUCACAGAUAUGGCAGACACGCGAGAGGCCAUCGUCCACGCCUCACACCUGCCCAUGUCUGUCAUCAUCGUUGGCGUGGGCAACGCGGAUUUCAGCGACAUGCAGAUGCUGGAUGGUGAUGAUGGAAUUUUGCGAUCGCCUAAAGGAGAACCAGUCCUGAGGGACAUCGUUCAGUUUGUGCCCUUCCACAACUUCAAACAUGCCUCUCCUGCAGCGUUGGCUAAAAGUGUUCUGGCCGAGGUCCCCAAUCAAGUCGUGGAUUACUACAAUGGAAAAGGCAUCAAGCCAAAAUGCCUAUCGGACUAUGAGUCUUCCAGAGCAUUCAGUCCCUGAGCUUCACACAGCCAUAGAGCUGCUUCAAGAGACACAGUUUUCUACGGUCUACUAAAGCUGAAAGACAACUUCAUUGAUCAUUUCAGAGCUUGCAGCAACACUGUCAAUAUUGACAAGCAGGUCCAUCCUUGUGUUUUUAGAUAUUUAUCACUCAAGGUUUCAUCUAUAGGUUUUCCUUAGCAGAUAUUUUUCUUCUUAUACAACUAUUUACAUACAGUUGCUCCAAGAAGUAUUUGGAUAUUUUUGGACACAUAGGUCACACAUAUUGGAAUUUCAUUGCAUAGAUACAAUUUUAAACCAAGUGGAGUGAUGUAUAAUAUAUAUUUAUAUGUUAGUACUGUGCCAAAGUUUUAGGCACUUGUGAAAAAUGUUGUGAGGAUGUCUUCAAAAAUAAUACCAUAAAUAAUUUUAAUUUAUCAAUUAAUGUCAUACAAAAUCCAGUAAACAUAAAAUAAGCUAAAUCAUUAUUUGGUGUGACAACCUUUGCCUUCAAAACAGCACAAUUCUCCAGGUACACCUGGACACAGUUUUUCUUGGUUGUUGGCAGAUAGGAUGUUCCAAGCUUCUUGGAGAAUUCACCACAGUUCAUCUACCUAUUUAGGCUGUCUCAGUUGCUUCUGUCUCUGCACGUAAUCCCAGACUGACUCAAUGAUUCUGAGACAAAAUUUUAAGAAAUUGUUUGUGUGUGUGUGUGUGAAAAAUAUACUGUGCCUAAGACUUUUGCACAGUAUUAUGUACAGUAUACACACACACACACACACACACACACAUAUAUAGAUAUAGGUAGUUAAUUUUAAGAGGAGGUAUGAAGUCAGUUCACAAAGGUGUCCUAGCAGAGUAAACACGGGUUUAGUACAUCACUUAGACAUGUUUCACUUAGUUUGACAACCACAAAGUGUCCAAAUACAUUUUAUCAGAAUUUUUAACAGGAUAUC